GUGGUGGAUGAGAUCUAGUUGGGUGUGGGUAGUAUUAGGUGAGCCUGGGAUUUAAUUCCAUUGAGGUCAUUUCCUUGCUGUGUGUCCUGCGUUCAAGUGCCUUUGCCUCUCCGAGCCUUUGUUCUACUACUGGAAAAAGUGGGCUAAGUGGGUGCUCAUGGGGGAGAGAGAUACCAGGACAUCAUUGUACGGGUGGGACUGCUGUGAAGUUUUUGCCGGUGGUCAUGGUCAGCAGCUGAUAGGGGGUGAAUCUAUGUCCUUUAACCCAGGGCCUCCCACCCUUGGCACUGUCAACACUUGGGGCAGGAUCAUUCUUUGGGUGGCGUUAUCCUGUGCACUAUAGGAUACUGAGAAGAAUCCCUGUUCUGCACCCAUAGAUGUCAGUAGCUCUCCCUCACCACCCCCAGUUGUGACAACUAAAAAUGUCUCUGGAUGUGGCCAGUUGGAGGUAGGCCAAAAUUCACCCUCCCACCAUUGAGAAUUGCUGGUGUUACCUCUUUGAGCCUCAGUCUCCUCACUUGUAGAUUUGGGGGGGGGGCAGUUAAUGUCAGCUACUCAGUAUUAGUGUGAGGGUGUGAUUGAGUUAUGGUACUAAAUGAUACUCUGGGUCUGCAGUAAACCCUGCAUAGGGACCGCUGCCCUAGAGCUUGAUUAGGAGCCAGUGAAGACUUUCCUCAUCUGUGAAGUGGGUUUUCACAGUGCGGGGAGAUAGUACAAGCAGGGUACUCAGUGCCUAGUAAGCGCUAAAUUCUGGAUGCUCUGGUUUUAAAUCCCAGCCCUGCUUCCUGUGGACUGUAGGACCUUGGGGCAAGUUAUGUUACUGCUAAAGGUCUCAGUUUUCUCACUUUGGAAGUGGGGUCAUAAUAGUACCCUCCUUGUUGAUGUACAUUAGUUGGCCUGGGUGACGCUUGGAGGAACUGCCAUUAUUAUUAAUAAUCAAGCUUAAACUUGGAUGGGUUGCUGAUCUGGGGGCACUCGCACCACCACAACAUGUAGUGCUAUGUCCCCAUGAUGUGCUACUGGUCCAACUGGGUCCCCUGGGCCUGCAAGCUGUGGUCAGCAGCAGGGGGCCACCAGACUGAGAGGAAGUCGGAAAUUGUCAUGGCCUGUGUCUGUGGGAAGGGGGUGGUUUAUAUGAGUGCUAAUGGCGUUUGCAUAUAGUUGUAUGACAGGAUAGGCUUAGGGGUGUGCACACAAUCACCAGCCAAUAUAUGCUUAUAUUAUAUGAAGGUGUGCGCAUACCUGAGCCAGCCCCUGGAGCCUGCAUAUACUUGGGGGAGCCUGCUCCCCACAUCCACACUAGUGGGCAUGUGAGUGAAUUUGUGCACACUGUGUACCCCUUGAGUGGGACGGGAAUCAAGAGCUAUCCCUGGGUUAUCUCUACUGAAACAGGCUCAGCCUUGUGGGGGUGCUGAGAGUAAGGUUCCUUAGAUGCCCUACAGCCCUGUGGCUGGCCCAGCGCAGGGGAUGCUGGGAGUAGCAGCAAAGAGGAAGUGGUAAGCAAGAGGAGCGAGAGGCCCUGGCGGGGCAGAGGUUCAGGAAGAGGGCGGGGUCCCCAGCCAGGACCCAGGAUGGCGGAGUCUGAUCCCCCUUUGGACCAGGAGCUGGAGAGUGAACCACGUGGCUGGUCCCUGUUGGAGCAGCUGGGCCUAGCGGGUGCAGACCUGGCAGCCCCUGGGGUGCAGCAGCAGCUGGAACUAGAACGGGAGCGUCUGCGGCGGGAGAUCCGCAAGGAGCUAAAGCUAAAGGAGGGUGCUGAGAACCUGCGGCGGGCCACCACUGACCUGGGCCGCAGCCUGGGCCCUGUGGAGUUGCUGCUGCGUGGCUCCUCACGCCGUCUGGACCUGCUGCACCAGCAACUGCAGGAGCUGCACGCCCACGUAGUGCUGCCUGACCCUGCAGCCACCCACGAUGCUCCUCAGUCCCCUGGUGCAGGUGGCCCAGCCUGCUCGGCCACCAACCUGAGCCGUGUGGCUGGCCUGGAGAAGCAACUGGCCAUUGAGCUGAAAGUGAAGCAGGGGGCAGAAAACAUGAUCCAGACGUACAGCAAUGGAAGCACCAAGGACCGGAAGCUGCUGCUGACGGCUCAGCAGAUGCUGCAGGACAGUAAGACCAAGAUCGACAUCAUCCGCAUGCAGCUCCGCCGGGCAUUACAGGCAGGCCAGCUGGAGAGCCAGGCGGCCCCAGAUGAAGCCCAAGGGAGCCCAGACCUGGGAGCCGUGGAGCUACGUAUUGAGGAGCUGCGACACCACUUCCGAGUGGAACAUGCGGUAGCAGAGGGCGCCAAGAAUGUGCUGCGUUUGCUCAGUGCUGCCAAGGCCCCAGACCGCAAGGCGGUCAGCGAGGCCCAGGAGAAGCUGACCGAGUCAAACCAGAAGCUGGGGCUCCUUCGUGAGGCACUGGAACGGCGACUAGGGGAGCUGCCAGCUGACCAUCCCAAGGGGCGGCUGCUACGUGAGGAGCUAGCUGCAACCUCCUCCCCAGCCUUCAGCGCCCGCCUGGCAGGACCCUUCCCUGCCACGCACUACAGCACUCUGUGCAAGCCCGCUCCACUUACAGGUACCCUGGAGGUGCGCAUGGUAGGCUGCAGAGAUCUUCCAGAGACCAUCCCCUGGAAUCCGUCACCCUUGGUGGGGGGACCAGGGACCCCUGACUGCCGUACCCCCUUCCUGAGCCGUCCAGCCCGGGGCCUUUACAGUCGGAGUGGAAGCCUGAGUGGCCGGAGCAGCCUUAAACCUGAAGCUGAGAGCACCAGUGAGGUUAGCACUGUACUCAAGCUCGAUAACUCAGUGGUGGGGCAGACAUCUUGGAAGCCAUGUGGCCCCAAUGCCUGGGACCAGAGCUUUACUUUGGAGCUGGAGAGGGCACGAGAACUGGAGUUAGCUGUGUUCUGGCGGGACCAGAGGGGCCUGUGUGCCCUCAAAUUCCUGAAGUUGGAGGAUUUCUUGGAUAAUGAGAGGCAUGAGGUGCAGUUGGACAUGGAACCCCAGGGCUGCCUGGUAGCUGAGGUCACCUUCCGUAACCCUGUCAUUGAGAGGAUACCCCGGCUCAGACGGCAAAAGAUCUUCUCCAAACAGCAAGGGAAGGCUUUUCAGCGCGCUAGACAGAUGAACAUUGACGUUGCCACCUGGGUGCGGCUGCUGCGGAGGCUCAUCCCUAAUACCACAGCCACAGGCACCUUCAGUCCUGGGGCUUCUCCAGGACCUGAGGCCCGGUCCACAGGCGACAUAUCUGUGGAGAAGCUGAACCUUGGGGUUGACUCGGAUAGCUCGCCCCAGAAGAGCCCUCUGGAUCCUCUUUCCAGUGAAUUGAGCCCAAGUUCCCCCAUCCAGGAAACUACCACUCCAAAACUGUCUCCAGAGACACAGGAGAUCCCAGGCCCCACCCUGUGCAGCCCUCUGAGGAAGUCACCACUGACCCUCGAAGAUUUCAAAUUUCUGGCAGUGCUGGGCCGGGGUCACUUUGGGAAGGUGCUGCUCUCAGAAUUCCGGUCCAGUGGAGAGCUGUUUGCCAUCAAGGCUUUGAAGAAAGGGGACAUUGUGGCCCGAGACGAGGUGGAGAGCCUGAUGUGUGAGAAGCGGAUUUUGGCUGCAGUGACCAGUGCAGGACAUCCCUUCCUGGUGAACCUAUUUGGCUGUUUCCAGACGCCGGAGCACGUAUGCUUCGUGAUGGAAUACUCUGCCGGAGGGGACCUGAUGCUUCACAUCCACAGCGAUGUAUUCUCUGAGCCCCGAGCUAUCUUUUAUUCUGCCUGUGUGGUGCUGGGGCUGCAGUUUCUCCAUGAACACAAGAUUGUCUACAGGGACCUGAAGUUGGACAAUUUGCUCCUGGACACCGAGGGUUACGUGAAGAUUGCUGACUUUGGCCUCUGCAAGGAGGGAAUGGGCUAUGGGGAUCGGACCAGCACGUUCUGCGGGACCCCAGAGUUCCUGGCACCAGAGGUGCUGACAGACACGUCCUACACAAGGGCAGUGGACUGGUGGGGGCUGGGCGUGCUGCUCUAUGAGAUGCUGGUUGGCGAGUCCCCAUUCCCAGGGGACGAUGAAGAGGAGGUAUUUGACAGCAUUGUCAACGACGAGGUUCGUUACCCUCGUUUCCUGUCAGCUGAAGCCAUUGGCAUCAUGCGCAGGCUGCUGCGCAGGAAUCCAGAACGCAGGUUGGGUUCCAGCGAGAGGGAUGCAGAGGAUGUGAAAAAACAGCCUUUCUUCAGGACCCUGGGCUGGGAUGCCUUGCUGGCCCGGCGCCUGCCGCCGCCCUUCGUGCCCACACUGUCAGGCCGCACAGAUGUCAGCAACUUCGAUGAGGAGUUCACAGGGGAGGCCCCCACGCUGACCCCUCCGCGAGAUGCGCGGCCCCUCACCGCCACCGAGCAAGCGGCCUUCCAGGACUUCGACUUCGUGGCAGGGGGUUGCUAGUCUCUCCCCUUCACCUGCCCCUACCCAGCUCUUAGUAGUUUUUAAAAAGGCCUUUGGGAUUUACC
This is a messenger RNA of Talpa occidentalis (Iberian mole), 4480 nucleotides long. RefSeq names its product protein kinase N1 (gene PKN1). Gene Ontology annotation, molecular function: small GTPase binding; protein serine/threonine kinase activity; ATP binding. NCBI's taxonomy places the organism in Eukaryota, Metazoa, Chordata, Mammalia, Eulipotyphla, Talpidae. The record is from RefSeq and is a predicted model, not a curated record. Gene Ontology annotation, biological process: protein phosphorylation; signal transduction. The coding region runs from base 1572 to 4415 and encodes 947 amino acids. The transcript is spliced from 22 exons.